Messenger RNA from Paramisgurnus dabryanus, 832 nucleotides. It is a transcript of the gene gstz1, whose product is annotated as glutathione S-transferase zeta 1. Gene Ontology annotation, molecular function: glutathione transferase activity; maleylacetoacetate isomerase activity. Gene Ontology annotation, cellular component: cytoplasm; mitochondrion. The record is from RefSeq and is a predicted model, not a curated record. Gene Ontology annotation, biological process: glutathione metabolic process; L-phenylalanine catabolic process. Lineage: Eukaryota; Metazoa; Chordata; Actinopteri; Cypriniformes; Cobitidae.
AACGAUUCACUGGUAAAAACGGGCUUCACAUCUGCAUAGUAAGCCCAAUCUCUAACUCCUUGUUUUCUUUUUCAAGACGAGAAAACACAGUCAGUUGUGCUAUGAAUGCAUCAUCUGCACGGUUUAUUAAGCCUGUUCUGUAUGGGUACUUCAGAAGUUCUUGCUCCUGGAGAGUCCGGAUUGCAUUUGCAUUGAAAGGCAUUGAGUUUGAGCAAGCACCAGUAAAUCUUAUCAAGGAUGGUGGGCAACAGCGCACAGAUCAAUUUAAAGAAUUAAAUCCAAUGCAACAAGUGCCUGCGCUUGCCAUUGAUGGCAUCACUUUGUCUCAGUCGUUGGCUAUUAUCCAGUACAUUGAGGAAACUCGGCCAGGGCCCCGCCUUCUACCUGCAGACCCAAAGCAGCGCGCUAAGGUCCGCAUGAUCUGUGACAUCAUCGCCUCUGGGAUCCAGCCCCUUCAGGUGAGUUCGAAUCUGUAUGUGAUUCAGAAAAUUGGUGCAGAAAAAUUACAGUGGGCUCAACAUUUCAUCAACAGAGGAUUUGAAGCCCUAGAGCCUAUCUUGAAGCAGACAUCUGGAACAUACUGUGUAGGUGAUGAGAUAUCCAUGGCAGAUAUUUGCCUUGUGCCCCAGGUCUACAAUGCUGAAAGGUUUAAGGUGGACAUGACCCCUUUCCCUACUAUCCAGAGGUUAAACCAGAUCUUAAUGGAAAUUGAGGCUUUUAAAGCGAGUCAUCCAUCUUGUCAGCCAGACACUCCUGAUGACAUGUAAAAAUAACAUUAUAAAGAUUUUUACAGGAAAAAUCCCUUCAAUAAACAUUUGUGAGGAAAAAAAGA